UUUACAUAUUCUUCUGCAGUAAACGCGUUUCUAUUGCGAAUUAGUUUGGUUAUUUGCGUUUGCCGUAACAGCAAGGUAUUGGAGGUCAGCAGAAGGAGCCGGUAGUUUUCAUGGAGGGGAUUGUGAAAGGGCUGUGGUACAAUUUCGUGUGAUUCCUAAAGCAUGUCUUUAAUCUUCUUACCUGCAUUAAAGUAUCUCCGGUCUUCAGGCGCUGCUGUGUUCUUAACUGUCUCCUGUUGCUUGCUGUAGGACAGACGUCCAUCCUGCAGCAGUGCUUUCCUCCUGCGUCCAUCCCACGCACUGUUGGAAGACCCCCUCCGGCAGGAACGGAGCUGGGACGGAAGGCCUUUCCUAUUAAGGCGCCCGUGAGAACGGGAACCCCAUGUCACAUCACUGUUACGGUAGCUUUUAAAUUGAACAAAGACGGGCCUGAACAGAGAAAGAACCAUGAGGAAGGACGUCAGGAUUUUGUUAGUUGGAGAACCCAGAGUUGGGAAGACAUCAUUGAUUAUGACUUUAGUCAGUGAGGAGUUCCCAGAUGAUGUGCCUCCCCGUGCGGAAGAAAUUACCAUUCCAGCUGAUGUCACUCCAGAGAGAGUACCAACGCAUAUAGUAGAUUAUUCAGAAUUGGAACAAACAGAAGAACAGCUUGAUCAAGAAAUAUCAAAAGCAAAUGUUAUUUGCAUUGUGUAUGCAGUCAACAACAAGAAUUCCAUUGAAAAGGUAACAAGUCGAUGGAUUCCUCUUAUCAGUGAAAGAACGGAUAAAGACAACAGAGUUCCUCUUAUCUUGGUUGGAAAUAAAUCUGAUCUUGUGGACCAUAGUAGUAUGGAAACUGUUCUACCCAUCAUGAAUCAGUACACAGAUAUUGAGACGUGCGUUGAGUGUUCUGCAAAAAACCUGAAAAAUAUCUCUGAGCUUUUCUACUAUGCACAGAAGGCUGUUUUACAUCCCACGGGGCCUUUGUACUGUCCAGAAGAAAAAGAGAUGAAACCUGCCUGCGUAAAGGCUCUGACACGCAUUUUUAGGAUUUCAGACCAGGAUAAUGAUGGAAUUCUUAAUGAUGCAGAAAUUAACCUUUUUCAGAGAACAUGUUUCCACACACCUUUGGCACCCCAGGCACUGGAAGAUGUUAAAAAUGUGGUGCGAAAGAAUAUAAGUGAUGGGAUUGCUGACAAUGGCUUAACAUUAAAAGGCUUUCUUUUCCUGCAUACACUUUUUAUCCAGAGAGGAAGACAUGAAACUACUUGGACUGUGUUACGGCGGUUUGGAUAUGAUGAUGAUCUAGAGCUCACACAUGACUACCUUUUUCCAUCACUCAAGGUUCCAUCAGACUGUACUACAGAACUGAACCAUCAUGCAUAUUUAUUCUUGCAAAGUGUGUUCGAUAAACAUGAUCUGGACCGUGAUUGUGCUUUGUCACCUGAUGAGUUGAAAGACUUGUUUAAAGUUUUCCCAUACAUACCUUGGGGUCCUGAUGUUAACAGCACUGUUUGUACGAAUGACCAUGGCUGGAUUACAUACCAAGGUUAUUUGUCUCAGUGGACGUUGACUACAUACCUGGAUAUACAGAGGUGCCUUGAAUAUUUGGGCUAUUUAGGAUAUUCCAUCCUUACAGAACAGGAGUCUCAAGCUGCAGCUCUAACAGUUACAAGAGACAAAAAAAUAGAUCUUCAGAAGAGACAGACACAGAGGAAUGUGUUCAAGUGUAAUGUUUUUGGGAUGAAAGGCUGUGGAAAGAGUGGAAUACUGCAGAGCUUUCUUGGACGAAAUCUUCUGAUGCAUAAGCAUAUCAGACCAGAGCACAAGUCUUAUUAUGCGAUCAGUACUACCUAUGUGUAUGGACAGGAGAAGUACCUUUUAAUGCAGGAAGUUGUUACAGAACCUGAAUAUUUGAAUGCUGCAGAUAUUGCCUGUGAUGUCGUCUGCCUCGUAUAUGAUGUCAGCAACUCUAAAUCCUUUGAGUAUUGUGCAAAGAUUUUUAAGCAACACUUUAUGGAUAGCAAAACUCCAUGUUUAAUAGUUGCUGCAAAGUCUGACCUCCAUGAAGUGAAACAGGAAUACAGCACAUCACCUUCUGACUUCUGCAGAAAACAUAAAAUGCCUCCACCACAAUUCUUCACCUGCAACACUGCGGAGUCUCCCAGCAAAGAUAUAUUUCUUAAACUAACAACUAUGGCUGUGUAUCCCCAUGCCCGGUUACGCUGCAUGUGCUCAUGCAACAGGUGUACGUUCUGCAUCUGUCAGAACCUCCUCAACUCAGACUUGGUGCAAUCUGUAAAGACCAAACUCUACACUGCAGUUCUUAACAGGUUAAGACCCUCUGCAGACGAGUUGGGUGCCAUCCUGUUAGCAGACGAAGAAAGCAGCAUCAUUCACCAGGUCCACCCUGUCAGCUCUGUUGAAAAUUCCAUCUUCAUGGAGUCCUCUCUCAGUCCCACUUUUUCUCAAAACAGGCACAUGACUCAGGCUGACCUGAAGAGCUCUAGUUUUUGGAUCCGUGCAAGCUUUGGUGCAACAGUUUUUGCAGUCCUGGGAUUUGCAAUGUACAAGGCAUUACUGAAGCAGCGAUGAUAAGAGAAAAAGCAGCCUGUUGUCCAAGAAAACCCUAGAGCAUCUUUCAUGUACAUUUGGAAUGUGUUCAAGUCUGCAAGGAGCAUUCUACAUUUUUAUUUAAAAAUAUUUGACAUGUAAUGGAAUCCAUUUGGUUCUGUCACAAGUUCUUUGUAUUAUGUUGAAAACUGAAAGAAAACUCUGGUGGUUUUUAUAUAUUCAGUGUUGCAUAACAGCCAUCAAACUUUGACAAAGUAUCUAAAGCUGCCAACCUUCAAGCCAAAAUGGACACUAUAUUGUAUAUAAUGUACAUAUCAAGGCACUUACAGUUGCCUUGAAUUGUGAGGUUAGUAAAAAAAUGCAUUGACUGCUGCUGCACAUUUUCAUGUCAGGAGUUUGUGGAUGGUCAGAAUUAUCAGAAUAGGAUUGAAUUCGCUCAUGGAUGUAAUUUAUUUAUUAUUUAUAAUCCACCCUUGCCUUUUGGUGUUUUAACUCUCUCUGCUUAGUAAAGCAGGGUACAAUGCACACAUUUGGGAUGUUCAGGUUGCAGCAUUUGUCUUAUUUUAUUUAUACAGAAAUCUUUCAACUGUAAUUCAAGAAAAGCAUAAAGUAGAAUGUUUUUGUUACAUAUUGUUACACUGUUUUAUUGGAUAUUUGGUUAAAUACUGUAAACAUUUGCACUGCAUUUUAAUUUCCUUGUUUCAUACUCAAAUUGCCCACUGCUGAACUAUUUUAAAAAUCUGUUGUGCACAGUUGUUACUGAUUAGAUAGUACUGGCUCACCACCCCAACACAGUAUGUUUUGCACUCUUUUAGCAAUAAUGGUGUACCAUUUCCUUUUCUGUGCAUUUAGAGAUUGCAGUCUGCCUUAUAGCCUUGUCAUCUACUGCCUUUCUAAGAAAUAAAUGUGUGCUGCAUUAUGUUUUUAA
This is a messenger RNA of Protopterus annectens (West African lungfish), 3481 nucleotides long. RefSeq names its product ras homolog family member T1 (gene RHOT1). Gene Ontology annotation, biological process: small GTPase-mediated signal transduction; mitochondrion organization. The transcript is spliced from 21 exons. Gene Ontology annotation, cellular component: mitochondrial outer membrane. Gene Ontology annotation, molecular function: calcium ion binding; GTPase activity; GTP binding. The coding region runs from base 448 to 2574 and encodes 708 amino acids. The record is from RefSeq and is a predicted model, not a curated record. Lineage: Eukaryota; Metazoa; Chordata; Ceratodontiformes; Protopteridae.